GUACUCCAGCAUCUCCGUUUCCCAAAUAAAUGUGAAAGCACAGUUGUGCUCAGAGCUCUGUGCCUGUUUUUCACAUGAUAAAAUGCCGCUUUAUUGCUUUCUUUCCCCACCCCAAUCCCGGGUCCCAAUUAAACAGCAACCCCAGGAAUCACUUCUCUGUGCACUGAUCUGAUCUGAAGCCAUGAGCAGCUGCAGAAGUUAAGCUGGGCAGGAUUUUUCCCUUUGGCACAUAUUGCAUGCCCCUUAAUUAGCUGACAAGCACUUGAAAGCUAGUGAUUUUCAUCCUGCUUUAGCAGAGGGUUCUUCUUUUAAAGAUUUUAAUUUCUCAGGUUGGAAUUUGAGGAAUCAGGCAGUGAAACAGAAGUUUGUAGGGUCCAGCAGUCUUACUGCUCUGAGGGGCUUUGUGAGAGGGAACACUUGGGUUGCCGGGUUGCCGGAGACCCUGUGCUCCCUGCAGCUCUCCUCCUGCCAGAGCAUGGCAUCUGCAGACAGGGAUGGUGUUUCCAAAGGGGAAGUGUCACUGCUGAGUUGCUACCAACAUCCAGAAACACCGCCUGUAUGAAAAGUACUGUUCUGGGGAAAUAACCUAGAUUUUCACGAGUCUGAUUUGGGUGUGUUGCCAGGCAACAUGGGCUAACAGGGGUUUGUAUGUUUUCUUUAGAUAGGUGGAGGCAGUCCCCCUAGGCUUGCAGGUAGGCAGAGGCUGACCCGCUGCAGCAGGACGAAGAGUUCAGCUCUGAGCACUGAACUUUCACUAAGAGAGCUGAGAGAAAAAGCAGCUGGAUCAGACCCAGAGCUGACGUAUCCUGUUUGAUUUCUUUUCCCCUCGCGCUCCGACACGCUUUGUGUUUCGGCAGGCUUUUGUUUCUGCGUACAAGUUGCUGUAACAAACUGGGGAGCGUGUCUGGGGGUGCCGGCGGCGAUGUGCUGAGCUCGAUGGGCUGGGUUUCCUGCGAAGGCUUUGUUCCUCCUACCACGCUCAGGUCGGUUGUGCAACAUGCCCCUGAGCUUUGAGAAGAAAAAAAAAAAAAGUGCUGAGUAAUGCCAGAGGUUUCUCAAAUGGCUGAUGCAAACCUGGAGAAUUUGCAUCAUCAUUCAGCUGGACUAACUUGGUACGACAAGAGCUUAAAUACAGGUCCACGCGGAAGCUGAGCUGGUUCCCAAUGAUAGGGCAGUGCCCGUGGGCAGGGUGAGGGUGCAGGUGCUGCGAGCGCUGGCAGGCAGCAGGGCAGAGCAGAGCAGAGCUCUACCUGCACGUAGUAGCAACCCCACUGAUAAGAGGUGGCGGAGGAAGAGGCUGGGAGAGGAAAAAGCCUUGAGUUGCUGCUGGGAACUUUUUGGCUGUGCUCGCCAUCGGCGUGCUGGUGGCACGGUAGCAUGGUGAGGAAAGCUGCUGUCAUGACAGUUUCUAAUGGGAGCUACUUGCAGGGGCAGCCGAACGGCAGGUUGCCUUCCAUGGACAGCAGGCAGCCACAAGAGAAGGUGGUGCUGAAGAAGAAAGUCACGCUGCUGAGGGGGAUCUCCAUCAUCAUUGGCACUAUCAUUGGGGCUGGCAUCUUCAUCUCACCCAAGGGGAUCCUGAAGAACACAGGCAGUGUUGGCAUGUCCUUGAUGGUCUGGACAGCAUGUGGCAUCCUCUCGCUCUUUGGUGCCCUCUGCUAUGCUGAGCUGGGAACAUGCAUUAAGAAAUCUGGUGGUCACUACACAUAUAUCCUGGAGGCUUUUGGCCCGCUUCCUGCUUUUGUGAGAGUCUGGGUGGAACUGCUUGUUAUUCGCCCUGCAGCCACAGCAGUGAUAUCUUUGGCAUUUGGACGCUACAUUUUGGAGCCUUUCUUUAUGCAGUGCGAAAUCCCAGAACUUGCGAUUAAACUUAUUACGGCUGUUGGCAUCACGCUAGUGAUGGUCCUGAAUAGCACAAGUGUCAGCUGGAGUGCCCGCAUUCAGAUUUUCCUUACCUUUUGCAAGCUUGUAGCAAUUCUGAUAAUUAUAGUCCCUGGAGUUAUCCAGCUAAUUAAAGGAGAAACGCAGCACUUUAAAAAUGCCUUUUCAGGGAAUGAUGCCAGUAUUAUGGGAUUACCACUUGCUUUCUAUUCAGGAAUGUAUGCCUAUUCAGGCUGGUUUUACCUCAAUUUUGUUACUGAAGAAGUGGAAAACCCUGAAAAAAACAUACCCCUCGCAAUAUGCAUUUCAAUGAUUAUCGUCACAGUUGGCUAUGUGUUAACAAACGUGGCUUAUUUCACUACAAUCAGUGCUGGGGAAUUGCUGCUUUCAAAAGCUGUAGCAGUGACCUUUGCUGAACGAUUAAUGGGAAGCUUUUCUUUAGCUGUACCAGUGUUUGUUGCUCUCUCCUGCUUUGGAUCUAUGAAUGGUGGCAUUUUUGCAGUCUCCAGGAUGUUCUUCGUUGCCUCCCGUGAGGGUCACCUUCCGGAAAUUCUCUCCAUGAUUCAUGUCCGCAAGCACACUCCUCUGCCAGCUGUCAUUGUUUUGCACCCUCUCACAAUGAUAAUGUUAUUCAGUGGGGAUCUCUACAGUCUCCUGAAUUUCCUCAGUUUUGCCAGGUGGCUUUUUAUUGGACUGGUAGUUGCUGGCUUGAUUUAUCUCAGAUAUAAACGCCCUGAUAUGCCUCGUCCUUUCAAGGUGCCUCUGUUUAUUCCAGCAUUGUUUUCCUUCACCUGUCUCUUCAUGGUUGCACUGUCACUUUACUCCGAUCCAGUCAAUACAGGGAUUGGAUUCGCAAUAACCCUGACGGGAGUUCCUGCCUACUACCUCUUUAUUGUAUGGGACAAGAAACCAAAGUGGUUCAGAAAGCUCUUAGACACUGUAACCGAAGCAUUGCAAAUCCUCUUGGAAGUUGUCCCGUCAGAGGAGGACCAGAAAUCAUGAUCUGCAUCUACCCGAAAUUGCAGCCUUUGGCUUGAUGUUUCAUUUCAACCUGAGGAAGAGCUUGCAGAGAUGUCUUCCUCCUCCUAGUGCUCUGCAAAAUGGAGGAACAAAUCACAGUUGAGAUGGAUACUGAGUGUGUCAGUUACCAGAACUGUAUUUUAUGAUGUUGCAAUCUUUUUUUUUAAUGUGGUUGGUUUAUAUGCAGAGAGCAAGAACUUGUGCCAUAAGGGGUCUUUACUAUUUUUGUUAGUGUUACGUUUUAAUGAAACAUAGGUUCUUCAAGCAAGGAUUUUUGCUGCAUUGUCACUGAAAAUAAGUUUAAGCAUUGUGUAAAUAGUAGUCAGGUGUAUUGUGAAGAACGUAUCCUACUUGCUGUCCUGAAGAACCUACUGUCACUAGGGAAAGGGGGAGAUAAAGCUGCUGAGUAUCACUUAAUAAUGUUCUUCCUCUCCCUCUGUUUGGCAGCCCUAAUUUACUUAUGUCUUGCUUGGAGCACCAGUGCAUUGAUGCAGAAAUACAGUGGUUUCUACUGUGUUUGUGGUAGCAAGAUCAAGGUACAACAUAACAUAUAAAAGCAUCUUCUGAGAAUUAGUAUUUCUACCAGCGGGACAGGUGGAUUUCAGCCUAGGGACAGUAAUUUCAUACAUAUUCCAGUUUCUACCAGUCAGGAGAUUAUGAUUAUUUUUGCCAAUGUUUCUUUGUCUGUGUGUGUAUGGGAAAUACAGCAACAGAGUAAUUACUUUCAAAUCGGUAUUUGAAUCCAAUCUCCAUUGGUAUAUGAGUAUUUUCUAUCUGGAAGCAUACAAACCUGCAUUUAUCAGUCAGGCAAACAUGAUUUUAGAGGUUUAGAUAAUUACUUGUGGGCAGCAAAUGAAUAAUGGUCACUGGGUUUAUAAUCUGUGGGAAUUUUGUAUAGAUACAGCAAUAAAUGCAGUACUGUUUUAUGAGUAAGGUGUAAGGCAAGCUAUAACAGAUUUGUUGAUUUGAAUUGGGAACACACCUAAUCUGUGGGUUUUUUAUUCAAGCACACUCCAAUUAAUUGGGCUUUGAAACACCCAGGAACAGGUGCUUUGCCAUCUUCUUCCUGGUUUUAUCUCUGCUGAAACAGAGAAAAGCUAUCAGAACUGAUAAAAUCAAACUAAACUGAAGUUUCACCUUCAGAAUGAUGUUUGAUCUGAGAAUUGGCUCGAAUAUGAGCUGAAAUUUUUCCCUUUAAAAACAAAAAAAUGUGGAUAAGGAAUUUUUUAAUGCUUAAAAAUUCAGUUUUAUAUAAUUAAUCAGAGACUACUCAACCUUAAGACUAUUGUUUGUUAAGAAUAUUCUCUGUUAAGAAUAUAAUGCUUAAACAUUGAAUGCACUACUUUCUGAGCUGUUUGCUAUUAGCAAAUCUUAUGUUUCAUGAAAACUUAUGGAACUAAGCAACAUUAGACUUCCUGAAUAGGGAGGAAAGCACAACUAAUAGCUGGACCACUACAGUAAAGGGAGACUGUAUUUUGUACGCGUGUUGUAUAUAUCCAGAAUAUUUACCAUUUUAAGGGUGUACAGUAAAAUAUCUUAAAUUCCUAAAUGUUUUUCUUUCUUGUAUUUCUAUAGUGGAAUUUCAUUGAAGUAGGGUAAUGGGAAUAACUGAUGAUCUAGAAGAAUGGUAAUUUAAGAGAGAGAACAUUCUCCAAACUAUUUUUAAGUAUUUGCUGUUUACGGUAACUUAAGUGUUAUUUGAAACUUAUUUUAGGCAAACAUUUUGAGCUAGAUUUUUGUGCUGACAGUGCAUGCAUUUAGUUGGUAUUUACACAUGGGGCAGAAGUAGGAUUUUGAGGCCAUCUCCUGCCCAUCCCAGUCCCCCACGUUUUGGCCUGUGUCAGCGUGGAGCACCUUAGGUGUACACCAUAUCCAUCCAUUUCUCAUGGAACCAAAGGCUUUUUGCCUUCCAGGAGCAGGGCUAUCACAUUCCUUGCUUGUGGAAUCCCACCAGAGCAAAGCCUCCUUCACACUGAUACUCUGGGCAGCAGGGCUUCCACAUCAGUUGUUUAACUCCAUGUAUUCACUCCUGUUGUGCCCUAUUACUUGAAGAUUUAGGCAUAGCCAGUGUUAACUUGUAGAAAUAAUGGCUCUGUAAGUAUAACUGAAUGUUACUUUAUUUCUGUUGUUUUUGCCAUUGUGGACUUUAGGAAUGUUUCUGAAGUCUGACCCAAUGACUGUAUUUUACUGUAUUUUCUGUUCAUCUAAGGGAUUAAUUUGUCCUGAGAGAGCUCCUUUGACUUAUUGUUUGUGAAGAUGUAUAUUUUGGGAGAAAAAAUGUUGCCUGAAAAAUAAAAAAUAAUUUUUUUUU
Coturnix japonica (Japanese quail) is the source of this 5212-nucleotide messenger RNA. RefSeq names its product solute carrier family 7 member 11 (gene SLC7A11). NCBI's taxonomy places the organism in Eukaryota, Metazoa, Chordata, Aves, Galliformes, Phasianidae. The record is from RefSeq and is a predicted model, not a curated record. Gene Ontology annotation, cellular component: membrane. Gene Ontology annotation, biological process: amino acid transmembrane transport. Gene Ontology annotation, molecular function: L-amino acid transmembrane transporter activity.